This is a messenger RNA of Entelurus aequoreus (snake pipefish), 2696 nucleotides long. RefSeq names its product prolyl 3-hydroxylase family member 4 (inactive) (gene p3h4). Gene Ontology annotation, molecular function: protein binding; collagen binding. Gene Ontology annotation, cellular component: endoplasmic reticulum. The record is from RefSeq and is a predicted model, not a curated record. Bases 65 to 1369 code for a protein of 434 amino acids. Lineage: Eukaryota; Metazoa; Chordata; Actinopteri; Syngnathiformes; Syngnathidae. Gene Ontology annotation, biological process: collagen fibril organization; peptidyl-lysine hydroxylation. The transcript is spliced from 7 exons.
GCCUACGUGCACACAACUUUUUUUCCCUUGGAACCAGACGCGCGACCCCCGUCCCGGAGCGACGAUGCUCCCGCACAGCGAGGCGGUGGUAGCGGCUUCUGCUUCGGCCUUCCUCCUCCUCCUCCUCUGCGCGGUGGCGGAGGCCCAGUACGAGAAGUACAGCUUCAAGAGUUUCCCCGCCGAGGACGUAGUGCCGCUGGACGCCGCCUACAACCACGCGUUGGAACAGUACGCGGCGCACAACUGGGCGGAGAGCAUCAAGUACUUGGAGUUCAGCCUCAGGCUCCACCGGCUGCUGCGGGACAGCGAGACCUUCUGCGGCCGCAACUGCAGCACCGUGAGCCGGGCGAAGGACGAGGAGGAGGAUGAGGAGGACGGCAGCCUGCGCGUCGUGCGCCACAUCCUGCUGAGGGCGGCUUGCUUGAAGAAGUGCAAGGCGAACUUUCCGGUGUUUACACUCGCACACCCGCGGAGGGACGUGCUGGAGAGCUUCGAGAAAAGAACCCCGUAUCGAUACAUCCAGUAUGCCUACUACCAGCUCAACAACGUGGAGAAGGCGGUGUCCGCGGCCCACACCUUCCUGAAAAAGAACCCCGAUGACCCCUCCCUCAAAAAAAAUAUGAAGCACUACAAGACGCAGAUAGACGUGGACGAGUAUCUCAUCGACCACGAGGAGCAGCCCUACGAGAGUGUGUUUGAGAAGAGUGUGACGCUCUACAACAACGGAGACUUCAGCAGCAGCGCUCGCCACAUGGAGAGCGCCAUCAGCGCCUACAUGGACGUCUACGCGCUGUGCCUGGACGGCUGUGACGGCUCCUACGAGAUUUUAGAGUUCAAGGAUUUCUAUCCCACGCUGGCAGAUCUGUACUUGGAGGCGCUGAAAUGCAAGGUGGGCUGUGAGGGGCGUCUGACCCCCAGCGUUGGCGGCUUCUUCGUGGACAAGUUUGUGGCCACCAUGUAUCACUACCUCCAGUUUUCUUAUUACAAACUAAACGACGUGAAGGCCGCCGCCCCGUGCGCCGCCAGCUACAUGCUCUUUGACCCCGACGACCAGGUGAUGCGGCAGAACGUGGACUACUACGGCUUCUACCGGGAGCAGUGGGGCCUGCAAGAGACCGACUUCCAGCCGCGGCCUGAAGCGCUGGUGUACUUCAAGCGGACCACCAAGCAGAAGGAGAUGCUGCAGUUUGCACUCAACUACCUUCAAACAGACGACGAGGGCGAGGUGAGUGCCGAGCAGGCCGACGCCUCUCGAGCGCAGCAUCCCGACGUGGAGUUUGAGGGUGUGGGCGACUACGAGGAGUCCAUCCUGUCCGAGUGGUGGCAGGAGCCUAAAACUAAAUGGGACACGGGCGAGGUGGCGGAAUGACCUUUGACCCGCACUCACGGUGAAGCCUGAAGAAGAAAGAGGAGGAAGUCAUUGUGUUGAUUUAAGAUGUCAGCUUGACGUCUUCUCUCUUUGGCUGUCAUCAGCCUUUUAACUUCUAUUUCUACUUUUUCUUCUUUGGCCUUUAAACUUUUAUUUCUACUUUUUCUUCGUUAGCAUUUCAACUUUUAUUUCUACUUUUUCUUCUUUAGUCUUUAAACUUUUAUUUCUACUUUUUCUUCGUUAGCAUUUAAACUUUUAUUUCUACUUUUUCUUCUUUAGUCUUUAAAAUUCUAUAUCUUCUUUAGUCUUUACACUUUUUCUUUUUUAGUCUUUACACUUCUACUUUUUCUUAUUUAGUCUUUAAAAUUCUAUUUCUACUUUUUCUUCUUUAGACUAAACUUUUAUUUCUACUUUUUCUUCUUUGGCCUUUAAACUUCUAUUUCUACGUUUUCUUAUUUAGCCUUUAAACCUUUAUUUCUACUUUUUCGUAUUUAGUGUUUAAAAACUUUUUUCUACUUUUUCUGCUUUAGCAUUUAAAAAAAUUAAUUGAUUUCUACUAUUACUUCUUUAGCCUUUAAAAGCUUAUUCGACUUGUUCUUCUUUAGACUUUAAAGUUUUAUUUAUACUUUUUCUUCUUUAGACUUUAAUUCCUACUUUUUCUUCUUUGGCCUUUAAACUUUUAUUUCUACCUUUUCUUUAGCCUUUAAACUUUUAUUUAUACUUUUUCUUCUUUAGUCUUUAAACUUUUAUUUCUACUUUUUCAUCUUCAGACUUUAAACUUAUUUCUUUAUUUCCUUUUAAAAAGGUUUUAUGUUACUACUUUGUCUUCUUUAGCCUUUCAACUGUUAUUUCUACUUGAUCUUCUUUAGUCAAACAUUUUUCCAUUUUUCUUCUUCAUCCUUUAAACUUUUAUUCCUACUUUUUAUUCUUUAGUGUUAAACUUUUUUACUUUUUCUUCUUUAGCAUUUAAAAUUUUUAAUUGUAUUUUACUUUUACUUCAGCCUUUAAAAGCUUUUUCUACUUUUGACUUUAAAAAGUUGUUUCUACUUUUUCUUCUUUAGCCUUUAAAAUAUUGUUCUACUUUUUCUUCUUUAGCCUUUAAAAACUUAUCUGCAGCCUUGCUUUUGACGUUAGAAGAAGCAAGAAAAUGGAAGAUUACAUUUUUAUUUUUUUCCACUGAAAUGUCAAUUUAUUAUAUGAUAUGUUGUCUUUUUUACUGUACAUCAGUUGUAUUGUUCAUAUUCUUUCUGAAUAAUUUAUUAUUGAAAAAAAAUAGACUUUAUUUUGUCUCCCUUGUAUUUUUCUGCCUUUGUCUCUGUUAAUGAAU